GCUGGUUGCCGAGAUCACCUCCUGGCACCAAAGAAGGCUAGGCUUAGAGGUCCUGGGUAGUGGAUGGUGGACUCUUUGGCUGGAUGGGGAGGAUGACGACGUGGGCUGGCACUGGGACGCCGACUACGAGGCUCGGGAACGGGGAGACGUGCAGCACCCUCUCCUCGGCACGGUGACAUACCUCGAAGCUGGCGGCAGCGUUGCACCCACAGCUGUCCUCGAAGACUGCUUCGAGACUGAGCUUUUGGCAGGGAAAGGCACAGUGGUAGCCAGGGCGCACCUGAGUUUGCCAGUGCCUGGGAAGCAUAUCUGCUUUGAUGGGCGGCUACUGCAUGCCGCACCUGCACAGCUGCGGGUCCAAUGCCUUGGUAAAUCCAGGCGAAGGAAGCCAUCACGCACGACACUCUUGGUCAACAUCUGGCAGGGGCAUCAACCCAAGGACCCUCGGCCCUUAGCCCUGGCAAUGGCAACUAAACUUGCCCCAGCGGUGAACACGUCCCCAUUCUCUUUGGGAAGCGGCGAUCCAGCAGCGCCUUUGGAAUUGCGAGUGGGUCGUGGAACGCGGGCUCAAGAGAUUUCUUGGCAAUUUGGGGAGGACGACUUGAUGUCAGUUUGCUUGCCCAUACCUGAAACCACGGACAUAAAGGCGGACUCCAUCGCCCUCCGGUUCGUUGAUGGACGGUAUGGUUGUGUCGGGUGA
Molecule: messenger RNA, 700 nt
Organism: Symbiodinium necroappetens
Lineage: Eukaryota; Dinophyceae; Suessiales; Symbiodiniaceae
Source: the annotation of a GenBank genome assembly